AUGGAACCGUCAACCUCAACCUCAACAGAAGCCCUCGUCGUCGGCGCCAGCUGGGCCGGCCUCUGGACCCUGCACCUGCUCAAGCGCCGCGGCCUGAACGCCCUCCUCGUCGACGCCUGCGACGACGUCGGCGGAACGUGGUGCUACACGCGGUACCCGGGCUGCCGCGUCGACACCGAGAUCCCCCUGUACGAGUUCAGCGAGCCGGAUCUGUGGCGCAACUGGACGUGGUCGCAGCGGUUUCCGGCGCGCGGGGAGAUCCAGGCGUAUGUGUCGUGGGUGGUUGAUCGGCUGCAACUGAGGGGUGAUAUUGUGCUGAGGACGAGGGUGGUGCGGGCGGAGUGGGAUGAGGGUCGGAGUGUCUGGGCUGUGGUCUUGUCGAAUGGUCGGACCUAUCGGACGAGGUACCUUGUUCUUUGUACGGGGUAUACGACCGUGCCGUAUAUACCGGACUUUAGGGGUGUCGGGAUAUUCAAGAACAGCGUGCAUACCUCCGGAUGGCGCGAUGGCAUUGAGUGGAAGGGCAAGCGCGUUGGGGUGAUCGGGAGUGCGGCGAGUGGGCUGCAGAUCAUCGAGACGCUUGGUCCGCAGGUGCAGCAUCUGUCUGUCUUCCAGAAGACGCCGAACUUUGCGACCCCAAUGCGGCAGAAGGAGUACUCGUCCGCGCAGAUGGACGAUAUGAAGCGUCGAUUCUAUCCGGAGAAGCUCGGCCAGCGCAACGCCAUGACCGGCUUCUAUGCGUGCAAGAACCGCGCCACGUUCGAUGACGGUCCGGAGGAGAGGGAGCGGUUUUAUCAGUCGCUGUGGAAUCAAGGAGGCCUUGCGUUCUGGUUUGGCAAUUACUCGGACCUGCUGACCUCGCGCGCUGCCAACCGGGAGGCAUACAACUUUUGGCGGAGGACCGUCCACCGUCGAGUACGGGAUAAGGCGAUCGCUGAGAAGCUUGCUCCAGCAAAGCCGCCGCAUGCAUUCGGUACUAAAAGACCGUCGUUGGAGACUUCCUACUUUGAGACAUUCAACCUGCCGAACGUGGAGCUGGUGGAUGUCAACGAGGAUCCGAUCGUGGAGAUCACAGCCGAGGGCGUCAAGACCACCUCCAAGUUGCACGGCCUCGACCUCCUGGUCUACGCGACCGGCUUCGAUGCACUGACGGGCAGUGCCCUGGCGAUCGACAUCCUCGGCGUCAACGGGACGCGACUCGGAUCGAAAUGGGAUACGCGGGUUGACGGCAACGGGGUCUCAACGGCGCUCGGUAUGAUGACCGCGGGCUUUCCUAACUUGUUCUUCCCCAUGGGCCCUCAAGCGCCGACGGCAUUGGGGUUGAGUCCACAACUGGCCGAGAUCCAGGGCGAGUGGAUCGUCAACUGCAUCGAUUAUGUCAACAGACAAGGCCUCGAGCGGGUCGAGGCCACGAUGGAAGGCGAGGCGCAGUGGAAGCACGAGGUCACGGCGGCGGCGGAGCGCACGCUCUUUGGCGAGACGGACUCGUGGUACAUGGGCGUCAACAUCCCUAAUCGCAGGAAGCAGCCGCUCUGCUACUUUGGUGGGAUUGGGAGUGAAUGA
Molecule: messenger RNA, 1563 nt
Organism: Aspergillus mulundensis
Lineage: Eukaryota; Fungi; Ascomycota; Eurotiomycetes; Eurotiales; Aspergillaceae
Product: flavin-containing monooxygenase
Exons: 2
Coding region: 1-1563 (520 amino acids)
Molecular function (GO): oxidoreductase activity
Source: RefSeq, a predicted model, not a curated record